AUGAAGGAGAUGGCGCCACUACGCGCCUAUCAGAAUAUGGCCAUUCUGAAGAAGAACGUCCCUAUGCACAUGCGCACCCUUUAUCACUUACCGAUGAUGAGUUUCGACUAUAGUUGCUCGCAACCGCAUUUUCGAUCCUACCUUCGGUUCGCAAUUACGAAAGACCCUGGUGUCUUAUAUGCAAUGUUGGCUGUUUCUGGCAAGCAUCUCGAGGCAACAAAGUCAAAGAUUUGCAAAUCGGAUGAAUACGAACGGAAGUCUCUGGGUAUACUGAUUCCGAUGCUCAGCGAAAACGAUGCCACACAGUCACAGGGUGACGCAGUGCUUAUAUCUGCUCUGCUCUUGCGACUACUGGAUGAAAUGACAGCACCUCUAUUUUUACGAAUACGACAGCAUGACCCAAAGCCUUCAGAGCUGAGCAACGCAGCUAUGACCAUCGUUCUUAGGCAAGAGAUUCAAGUUGCAAAUAUGAUUAAGCGACCCGUGGAGGUAAUGGGAAUUGAAUGUGGCAUUGACGACUCGCUUGGACCUGCAUCAGACGUAAUGUGGACAUGCCGGAUGAUGUCCCAUGCUGCGCGAGUCACCAAUUAUGCAUACGGGGACAACCCCCGAACUGAAACUCUUUGGAACCAACUAUGGAGUUACCUUGAUCAAUGGAGUUUGGAAAAGCCCAGCUCAUUAAACCCUCUCAACAGAUGCGAGGGUGGUACCUGGCUGGAAAAUCCAAGAAGUCAGGAUCGAAUUUUCCCGGAGAUUUACUACGUGCACGAUUGUUCAAUUGCCGGCCAGCAAUAUCUAGAAUUAUGCAAAAUCAUACUCCUGGCGCAUGACCCUCAGAUACCGGCCUUGGGUUUGGGCCGUACGAAUUACAUGAAGGCGCAAGAAGAGAAAAUCAGAGAGACUGUUCGAAAUCUUUGCGGGAUUUGGCUAUCGAACCCCGAAUAUGUCCCCGCAAAGAUCUUGGCGAGCCUAGGAAUUGCAAUGACGGGCGAGCUGUUCACAGAUCCCACUGAAACGAGACAGCUUUUUAAUAUUAUAUCUGAAGCUGAAAUGCACGUUGGAUGGCCAUGUCUCAAAGUGAGCCCUCAGCUGAAGGAAUUCUGGUCGUUGAACAAUACAAGUGCUAGUAGCGAGAACUAG
This is a messenger RNA of Penicillium cosmopolitanum, 1140 nucleotides long. RefSeq lists its product as uncharacterized. The transcript is spliced from 3 exons. The record is from RefSeq and is a predicted model, not a curated record. NCBI's taxonomy places the organism in Eukaryota, Fungi, Ascomycota, Eurotiomycetes, Eurotiales, Aspergillaceae. The coding region runs from base 1 to 1140 and encodes 379 amino acids.